Enterospora canceri is the source of this 2652-nucleotide messenger RNA. The record is from the annotation of a GenBank genome assembly. Lineage: Eukaryota; Fungi; Microsporidia; Enterocytozoonidae.
AUGCAAAAAACAAACACGUGCGAUGGAAUCGACGAGGAGCUGUACAGCAGACAGCUCUACGUGUUAGGUUACGAGGCAAUGAAGAAGAUGCAGAAGGCGACAGUGCUGAUUGUGGGAGCAGAUGGACUGGGACAGGAAAUAGCCAAAAAUGUCAUUCUGGCUGGAAUCAGCAAGGUUGGAAUCUACGACAAUGAGUCAGUGGCCAUGCGCGAUCUCGGGGCUGGUUUCUACUUCAAGGAGGAUUCAGUUGGUGAAAACAGGGUUGAUGCAAUAUUGGGGUCACUGAAAGCAAUAAACAGCUACGUUGAGGUAGAUGCAGAAAGUGGUGAAUUGGAUUCAGCACUAGCGAGCUACAAUAUCGUGGUAUCAGUGAACAAGGCAUUGGACUACAACCUGAAGCUGAGCAAGAAGUGCAGGGAGGCCGGACUGAAAUUUGUGGUAGCGAAUAGCAGGGGAUUCUUCGUACAGCUUUUUGUUGAUUUCAACAUUCACGUCUGUUACGAUAAAACAGGGGCAGUUGCAUCAGCAGGGAUGAUCAACCACAUUACUGCUCAAAAGAGCGAUAAACAGCUUCUGGUGGUGCUAGCAGAUGGAGCGAAGCACUCGUUGGAAGAGGAGGAUACGAUAAAAAUCACGAAAGAUGGAACUAGUGAAUUUUAUGCAAGAAUAAAAAACAUAAAGAACAGGAGCGAGUUCGUGGUGGAGUGUGAUACGCCAUUUGUGCCUGCUGAGAAGGCGUUCUACGAGUUUGAACAGAUCAAGACGGCUGUUGAGAUAUUUCACGAACCACUGGAAAAGGCGAUGAAAAUGCCUGGUAAAAACGUAAAACACGAAUACAGUUACGAGGACAAUUUGCAUUCAUUAUUUAUGGGGCAGAAUGUGGAUGAUAAGGAGUUGAAGAACGAGUUUGAUUGGAGCAAUGAGACUCUGCUAGCACCAGUUUGCUCUGUUUUGGGUGGAUUUGCGGCACAGGAGGUCAUCAAGGGAGCAAGUGGCAAAUUCAUGCCAUUGAACCAAUUCUUCUACUUCCACUGUGCUGGUCUCUUCAACAAGGAUGCUGUGAAACAGCAGAGACCUUCAACACCAACGAGAUACUCCGAUUACGUCAAGUUGCUUGGAGAGAGCGAAUUCAACAAGUUGAAAGGAACCAGACUAUUUUUGGUUGGAGCUGGAGCCAUUGGCUGCGAGAACAUCAAGAACUUCGUGAUGACUGGAAUUGGAUCCAGUGGGAUGAUUUACGUCACUGACAUGGAUUCGAUUGAAAAGAGCAACUUGAACAGGCAGUUUCUCUUCAAGGCCGAUGACGUGGGAAAGGUGAAGAGCGAAAGUGCCUGUAGACGCGUUCUGGAGAUGAAUGGCGAAUACGCUGACUCGUUGAAGGCGUACACGAUUCCUGUGAAGGAGGAGACUGAAAAUGUCUUCAGCGACUGCUUCUUCGAGGGGCUCGACGUGGUCUCCAAUGCGUUGGACAACGUGCAGGCGAGGACGUACAUCGACGAGAGGUGCGUGCAGCACUGCCGUGGAAUGGUCGAUGCUGGGACACUUGGAACAAAGGGACACGUCCAGGUGGUCGUUCCCCACCUGACUGAGUCUUACGGAAGCACGACUGACCCAGAGGAGACGUCGAUACCGCUCUGCACGAUCAGAUCGUAUCCAAACAGCAUCGACCACACGAUCGAGUGGGCGCUGGCCGAGUUCAAGAGCGAGUUUUCUGAAUCGAAAGAUGACGUCAGCAUAAACAGUCAGUUAAGUCUAAUUAAGCUUACUGAGUAUGCUGUGAGUCUGUUUGACUUGCACUUCAACAAGACUGUUGCGAAGCUGCUUGCGACAUUUCCACCCGAUCACGUGACGGCAGAAGGCGUCUCGUUCUGGCUUCCGCCUAAGCGAAUUCCAAGGCCAAUCCGGUUCGAUGCCUCUGAUCCGCUGCACCUCGGCUUCGUUCUUGCGACAGUCCGCCUCUACUGCGAGGCAAACGACGUCUCCUUCAGCCACGAGGCCGUUGAGUCGCUGGCCCAGGACGUCCGCCUCGUCGACUUCGACCACGAGAAGGAGGCCCUUGCGAAGAAGCACCUUGUUGAAUUCGAGAAGGACUCGGACCACGCUGACUUCGUCUACGCUGCUGCGAACCUGAGAGCACGAAACUACGAGAUCAAGGAGCAGACGAAGCACUUCAUCACGGGCGUGGCUGGCAAAAUAAUCCCAGCCAUUGCCACGACCACUGCAAUGGUGAGUGGAUUGGGCACAUUUGAGAUCAUGAAAUACGUCUUGCAGAAGAAGGAGGUGAGAAACAGCUUCCUUGACCUCGCUCAUCCGAUGUACGCAGCAGCUGAUCCAAUUGAUUGCACCAAGAACACGUACAAGAAGGAUGGAUCAGUGGUGACCUACACGCUCUGGUCUCGUCUGAAGAUCAAGGACAGGCCACUUGGUGAAAUGGUGGAUGAGUUAUCGAGGUGCUACGGAGACAGGGUGACUGACGUCUCUGCUGGUGCCAGGAUUCUCUACAUGGAGGCAAUGCCCAAGUUCAACAAGAAUUUGGAGAAGACUGUUUCAGAACUAGUAGGAUGUGUUGAUGGACAGAAAUACAUAUGGAUCAAUGCAAUGACUGAAGAUGAGAUUGAUAAGGAACUGGUUCAGGUGGAGUUGAACAGGUAG